Emericellopsis atlantica is the source of this 309-nucleotide messenger RNA. RefSeq lists its product as uncharacterized. The transcript has 3 exons. The coding region runs from base 1 to 309 and encodes 102 amino acids. The record is from RefSeq and is a predicted model, not a curated record. Gene Ontology annotation, cellular component: mitochondrion. Lineage: Eukaryota; Fungi; Ascomycota; Sordariomycetes; Hypocreales; Bionectriaceae.
AUGACAUUCAGUCUUCGGGUGCUGCUCUCCACCCGUGGCUACGCCACACAUGCUCGUCCCUCAAAGCUCAAGGGCACAAUGAGCCUGGAUCACUUUCUGCAGAGACAGCUCACCAUUCAUUUCUACAGGAAAAUCCUACGUGGCACAAAGGCCAUCAGGGACCCCGCGACCAAGAAGGAAUCGCGCGGCUUUGCGAGAGCCGAGUUUGAGCGCCAUCGCCAUGUCACCGACUUGUCACAUAUACGAUAUCUCCUCUCCACUGGGAAGACAGAGUGGGAGAACAUGGAGAGGUACAUAGCAAGUAUGUGA